AUGGUGGCCGCAAAGAAGAUGAAAAAGUCGCUGGAGCCCAACAGCUCUAGGCUCCAACUCAUUAUGAAAAGUGGGAAGUAUGUGUUGGGGUACAAGCAGACUCUGGAAAUGAUCCAACAUGGCAAAGUGAAACUGGUCAUCCUCGCCAACAACUGCCCAGCCUUGAGGAAAUCUGAAAUAGAAUACUAUGCCAUGUUGGCCAAAACUGGUGUCCAUCACUACAGUGGCAAUACUAUUGAAUUGGGCACAGCUUGUGGGAAAUACUACAGAGUGUGCACACUGACUAUUAUUGAUCCAGGUGAUUCUGAUAUCAUUCGAAGCAUGCCAGAACAGACUGGUGAAAAGUGA
This is a messenger RNA of Puma concolor (puma), 348 nucleotides long. NCBI's taxonomy places the organism in Eukaryota, Metazoa, Chordata, Mammalia, Carnivora, Felidae. The record is from RefSeq and is a predicted model, not a curated record.